Caenorhabditis angaria is the source of this 21155-nucleotide messenger RNA. NCBI's taxonomy places the organism in Eukaryota, Metazoa, Nematoda, Chromadorea, Rhabditida, Rhabditidae. The record is from the annotation of a GenBank genome assembly.
AUGGCAUCAUGGGAAGAGUAUUUGGCGGCACAACAAAACAACGACGGUGUGCAAUUCUCGUGGAACAUGUGGCCGCACAGUCGAAUUGAUGCGCAACGUUUAGUCGUUCCGCUCACCUGUUUCUUUACGCCACUCAAAGAAAAACCGGCGACUGAAGCGCAACAACCGCCGCUCGAAUAUGAUCCGGUGUUGUGUCAGAAGGCUAGCUGCAAAGCGAUUUUGAACCCACUUUGGUGAGCUUUUCAUCGAAUUUUUUGCAAAAAUUACAUGAAUAGUGUUGAAAAACAUCUAAAAAUCACCAGUUUUCGGUCUGGAUCGUGAAAAAUCAUCAAAAUUAGGCUCUGGACCUAGAAUCUGCCGAGUUUUAGCCCCUGGGGCCUAAAAUUGGAUGAGAUCCUGUUGCUAGACCUCAAAAUGACCCAAGAGCAGCUCUAGGAGCAUAAAUAGCACAGAAAUCAGCUCCAGGAGUCGGAAAAUCUUCGAAAAUACGCUAUGAGCUCAACAUUUUCGCUCCAGGAGCUGAAAAUCGAUGUAAUUUUGCUCUGCGACCUAAAAAUAUAUCAAAAGCAGCUCCAGGAGCCGAGAAAUCGUCAAAAAUAGCUCUAUGAGCAUGAAAAUCUGGUAACUUAGCUCCAGGAACCAAAAAUUCAUGAAAAAUAGGCCUCAGAGCUGAAUUUUGACGAAUUUUCGCUCCAAGACCUGUAAGCAGGGUGAAAGCUGCUCCAGGAGUUGAAAAAUCGUCAAAAGCUGCUCCAGAAGCUUGAAAAUCUCGUAAAUUAGCUCCAGGAACCAAAAAUUCAUGGAAAAUAGUCUCUAGAGCUGAAUUUUGACGAAUUUUCGCUCCGAGACCUCAAAAUGAGCCAAGAGCAGCUCCAGGAGCCGAGAAAUCGUCAAAAAUAGCUCUUGGAGUAUGAAAAUCUCGUAAAUUAGCUCCAGGAACCGAAAAAUUCAUGGAAAAUAGGCUUUAGAGCUAAAUUUUGACGAAUUUUCGCUCCUGAGCCGAAAAAUAGAGUAAAAGUUGCUCCAGAAGCAUGAAAAUCUCAUAAAGUAGCCCCAGGGAACAAAAACUCACGGAAAAUAGGCUUCAGAGCUGAAUUUUGACGAAAUUUCGCUCCAGCAGCUGCAAACAGGGUAAAAGUUGCUCCUGGAGAUUGAAAUAGGUCAAGCGAAGCUCCAGGAGCCGGAAAAUUGUCAAACAUAGACUGUGAGCCUGAAAUUUGAUAUAUUUCAGCUCCCGAGCCUAAAAAAUUUGAAAAAUAAUUGAAAAUUGAUGUAGAAAUCAAAGUUCACGUUUGAAAAUCGAAAUUUAUUUAAUCCAUUUUCUGCGUGACCUUUAAAUUUUUUCGAAUCCUGUUUUAUUUCGAAAUUUUUGUCAUUUUGAAAAAUGCUGGCGUUCGGAAAUGGCAGGAGAAGAAAUACGGUUAUAUGUAGUUAGGGUAAGUAAAAUAUGUGGGAUCAUAAAAAUCAGAAAAAAAUUAGAUCUAGAGCGUCAGAUUUUUGAGGUGAACGUUCAAAAAUCUUUGAAAUCAUAUCUAGAACUUAGAAAAUCAUGAAGACUAGUUCCAGAGCUCAGAAAUUCAUUCAAAUCAGCUCCAGAGCUCAAAAAACCAUAUAAAUUAACUCCAGAACCUAAAAAAUCAUGAAAGCUAGCCCCAGAGCAUGAAAAACCAUAUAAAUUUGCUCCAGAAUCUAGAAAGUCAUGAAAGCUAGCUCCAGAGCUCAAAAAAUCAUGUAAUUUAGCUCCAGAGCCUGAAAAACCUAAUAAAUUUGCUCUAGAAACUAGAAAAUCAUGAAAACCUGCUCCAGAGCUCAGAAAUUCAUGAAAAUUAGCUUUGGGGCACAAAAAAUCAUGAAAAACUGCUUCAGGACUCGAAAAUUCAUAUGAAUCAGCUCCUAAGCUCAAAAAAUCAUGAAAAUUCAUGAAAACUGGCUUCAGGGCUUGAAAAAUCAUCCAAAUUUGCUCCAGAAUCUAGAAAAUCAUAAAAAUUACCUCCAGAACCACUAAAAAUACCAUGAAAAACACUAAAAAGUUACCCUAACUCCUUCAAAAAUUUUUUGCAGCGCCGUCGAUUUCCGUGCCAAAAUCUGGAUCUGCCCAUUCUGCAACAAUCGCAAUCCAUUCCCAGCUCAUUAUGCGGCAAUCGCUGAAGACAAUCGACCACCAGAAUUAUAUCCACAAUUCACAACCAUCGAAUACACGUUGAGAAAAGCGACCACAAUGCCACCGAUUUUUGUGUUUGUUGUGGAUACUUGUAUGACUGCUGAAGAGCUGAAAUCGCUGAAAGAAUGUCUUCAGGUAGAGGAUUUUGAGUGGGGAAUUUGGAAAUUUGGGGGAAAAUUGACCUAGAAACUUGAUUUUUGGACAAAAAUUGAUGAUUUUUGAUGAAAAUUAUGCUGAAAACAUGAAAUUUUGACUGAAAAUUGAUGAUUUUUGAUGAAAAAAUGGGAUUUUUGAUGAAAAUUGACCUAGAAACUUGAUUUUUGGGUAAAAAUUGAUGAUUUUUGAUGAAAAUUAUGCUGAAAACAUGAAAUUUGGACUGAAAAUUGAUGAUUUUUGAUGAAAAAAUGGGAUUUUUGAUGAAAAUUGACCUAGAAACAUGAUUUUUGGACUAAAAUUGAUGAUUUUCAAUGAAAAUUGGAUGAAAAUUAGGCUGAAAAUAUGAAAUUUGGACUGAAAAUUGAUGAUUUUAUUGGAUUUUUGAUGAAAAAUAACCUGGAAUUCAUGAAUUUUGAUGCGAAAUUUGAUUUUCAGCUUCAAUUUACAUCUGAAAAUCUAGAUUUCUAUUCUGAAGUCUUGGCUGAAAUUUGAAACGUUUCGUGAUGGUUUUAAAUCUGAAAUUCAACAAUUUUGAAUUUUUUAACCUAAAAAAUCCUCUGAAAACUUGAAUUCUGCUCAAAAAUGGUGAUUUUUAUAUGAAAAUACUGGAUUUUUGAUGAAAAAUAACCUGGAAUUCAUGAAUUUUGAUAAGAAAUUUGAUUUUCAGCUUCAAUUUACACCUGAAAAUCUAGAUUUCUAGCCUGAAGUCUUGGCUGAAAUUUUAAACAUUUUGGGAUGAAUCUGAAACCAGAAGUUCAACAAUUUUGAAUUUUUCAACCUGGAAAUCCUUUGAAAACUUGAAUUCUGCUCAGAAUUUGAUGAUUUUUAAUGAAAAUACGGGAUUUUGAUGAAAAAUAACCUGGAAUUCAUAAAUUUUUAUCUGAAACUUGAUUUUCAGCUUCAAUUUUCAUCUGAAAAUCUAGAUUUCUAGCCUGAAGUCUUGGCUGAAAUUUCAAACGUUUUGUGAUGGUUUUAAAUCUGAAAUUCAACAAUUUUGAAGUUUUUGAUCUGGAAAUCCUCUGAAAACUUGAAUUCUGGGCCGAAAUCUUGAAGUUUUGAUGAAUUCUCAGCUAAAAAUCUUGAAAUUCUGUUUUUUUCUCUUGAAUUUCGUCAAUUUUCAGCACAAAAAAUGAAUUUCGAGCUGAAAAUCCAUGAGAAAUUCAAAUUUCCAGGAUUUUUUCUUCAAAAUUGAUCUGAAAUGCUGAAAAUCAAGAUUUUCAGACCAAAAUUUCAUAAUUUUCAAUUUCGAAAUCCCCCGAAAUUCAAAAAAUCCGGCUUCUUUUCAUUUUUUUUUCUUUUCAAAUAAAAAGCCCUUCAAAAUUAUUCGAUUAAUACACAAAAAAAAAACACAAAAACACAUGAAAACACCCGAAAAUCCAUGUUUUUUUGUUUUCAGACUGCACUUUCGCUUUUGCCAGCUGAUGCUCUUGUUGGUUUGAUCACUUUCGGCAGAAUGGUACAAUUGCACGAACUCAAUGUUCAAGGAAUCUCGAGAAGCUAUGUUUUUAAGGUAUGGGGUGGGAUUUGAGGCGUUUUGAGCCGGAAAUUUGAGAAAAUCAGUGAAAAUGAUGGAUUUUGAGCCAAAAUUUGAGAGAAAUGAGCAAAAAUGAUAGAUUUUGAGACAAAAUUUGAGAAAAAUGAUGAAAAAUUAUGGAAUUUGAGAUGAAUUUGCGUUGAAACAGUGGAUUUUGACCUAUUUCGGGCUGAAAAUGAGCAAGUGCGCUCUAUUGAACUUGACAAGGUUUUUGGGAUAUUUUUCUAUGAAAAUGAUGGGUUUUAAGCCAGAAAUUUGGAAAAAUGAGCAAAAAUGAUGAACUUUGAGAAAAAUUUGCGUUGAAACAGUGGAUUUUGACCUAUUUUGAGGUGAAAAUGAGCAAGUGCGCUCUAUCGAACUCUGAAAAUCGAUAAAAAUAUAUGAAAUAAGCAAAGAUGCUCUAUUGAACUCCAGAAAAUCACAAAAAUCCUGGAGAACGAGCAAAUGCGCUCUAUUGAACACCAAGAAAAUUGAAAAUAUUUUCAAAACUGAAAAUUAGAUAAAUUGAGCAAGUGCGCUCUAUCGAACUCUAGAAAAUCACAAAAAUCCUGUAGGAGCAUAUGCGCUCUAAUGAACUCCAAGAAAAUUGAUAAAAUUUUCAAAACCAAAAAAAUUAGUUAAACUGAGCAAAUGCACUCUAUCGAACUUUAUCAAAAGCCACAAGACAUCUAAAACAAGCAAGUUCGCUCCACCGAACUACAAAAAUUGUCCGAAAUUGCAAACGCGCUCCAUUGGACUCUUACCCGCUUUUCUUGAAAUUUUCAAAAAAUCUUUUUUUCUUCUUUUUUUUCUCCUUUUUUUUCACCCAAUUCCAAACACUGUGUAUAUUUAUUUAAAUAAUUCAUAUUUUUGUUCAAUUUUCACAAAAAAAUUUAAUUAAAUACACAAAAAAGGUAUUAUAUACUGGAGAAUAUUUUUAGAUUUUUCGGCGAUUUUUUUAGCCCAUGACAAUAUUUCCGCCUAUUCGUUGUAGUCGUUUUGUUGGCGAUGGAAGUGGCGGAAUUUGGUCCUGAAAAUGAAAAUUGAAAUUUUCAGCAUUUUUUUGACUGAAAAUUGAGCAAUUUAGCCUAAAUAUGUAUGAUUUUAAUGAGAUUUUUUAUGAUGUUUUUGUUUUGUUUUUUUCUAACACCCACUUUUUCUUGGAAUUUUGAUUUUGAAGAAAUUCUAAGAAUUUUAGGGCUUCUUGUUGAAAAUUUCAAUUUUUUUUUAUUUUUAGAAUUAGAAUUUUGGAAGUACGUGAGAGAUUUUUUGGGGAUUAGUACAAGUCUGGGCCAAAAAGUGCAAGGGAAAAGCCUAUUUUUGACUGAAAAUCUGGAAAUUUCAGCGAAUUUUAAGUCAAAACUUUGGGCGACAGCUGAAAAUUGACAUUUUGUUGAAAGGUGAACUUUUCGCAGACUUGUUACGUAGGAAUUUGCGAUUUUUUCUUGGAAAUUGAGGCUGGGAUUUUGUUAGGCCCGGACCUAGGCUCAGGCCCAACUUCAGGCCUACGAAUGAGCCUAUAGUUAGGCCUUAAGCCUAGAAUUCCUAUAAGGCUGUAGCUUUAACAUGAGCAAUAUUGAAAUUUACGAGAAAAAUGGAGUUUUCUGGCUUGGAAACUUUUUACUCAGGUUUCUAAGCUUGUUAAGGUCGUUCUUAAGUUCAUUAAGGUUCUUAAGGUCCUUAAAAUCAUCUUAGGUCAUCAUAGGCUCAAUUUUAAGCCUUCUAACAUUAAUUUUCAGAUUUUUUGACUUAAAGGCUCGCUAAAAUGGUUAAAGAGCCUGAAAAUGAGCCCAAGGAGCUUGUUAGGAGCCUAAUGAGAUUUAAGGCUCUUAUGAAUAUGACCUUAAUGGUCUUCUCUAAGACUAGUUAAUUUUUGUGAGCUGAAAAUCUAGAAAAUUCUGAUUCCCGGAAAAUUUUUGAAUUUUUUCCGAGAAAAAUUCCAUGACGCAUUGUUUUUCUAGUUUCCGGAAAAUUGAAAGAUGCUCCGAUUUGAUAACCGAAUUUAAUUGCUCAUUUUAAAUUGGAUUUUUGUCUAGAGCAAAACAUAGAGAACACAAUUUGUAGUUGAACGCGUUGCGGUCAUGCGCUGCGUGUUGUUUUCAAUUUUGAUCUACUAAGAGCGCUCACCGGGAAUUGAACCCGUGACUUUGAGAUUCAUGACCGCAACGCAUGACCGCGACGCACCCAACAACAUAAGACUCACCCGUUUCGGAUAAAAUCGUCUAGCAUAAAAGCGGGCGGCCGGAAAUUGUCUCCGCUCAACUUCUUGAUCCAAAAUGUCGGCCAAUCGGCGAAUGCUCUCUUUUGCACGAGAAUUCAAUUGAUCAUAGGAUUCGGAGGAUUCGGGAGCCGAAAAUUCGGGGACCAUUAUUGCGCAAUGAUUGAUUUGUACCGAAAUUAUGAGGAGGAGAAUCGCGAGGAUUUUGUGCAUUUUUGGGGCCUGGAAAUGUGCAUUUUGAGCCAAAGUUUGGAGAAAAACGAGGAAAUUGACGAAAAAUUGGUUAAAAUUCAUGUUUCUAGCCUGAAAAUGGUCUAGAUUCAUGUUUCUAGCCUCAAAAUGGCCUGAAAUCAUGUUAAAAGCCUGAAAAUGGCCUAGAUUCAUGUUUCUAGCCUGAAAAUGGCCUAAAUUCAUGUUUUUAGCCUGAAAAUGGCCGAAAGAUCAUGUUUUUAGCCUGAAAAUGGCCUAAAUUUGUGUUUCUAGCCUGAAAAUGGCCUAAACUCAUGUUUCUAGCCUGAAAUGGCCUAAAAUUGUACAUUUAUAGCUGAAAAAAUUAGUAAAAAUCCAAGAAAAAUGAGAUAAUGCUUGGAAAAUUUGAUUAGUCGCUUUUAUAUUGAGCAAAAGUGGGCGGAGCUUAGCUCGGCGAAAAAUGAAUACAUGGUAGCUCUUUGGAAGUAUUUAGAGCCAGGGGGAUUAGUGAGCAAUUUUUUGGAGGAAUUUUGUAGUUCUGAUUUAAAACAUUAGGGAAUUUGGGGGCUUCGGAGGGAAAUUCGAAUUUUUUGUGAUGAAAUUCAGUUGUGACGUGGCAUUUUUUAACCCGAAAAUUGAAAUUUUCACAAUUUUUGACCUAGAAAUUACUCUGAAAAUUUGAAAAUCACGAUUUUCAGCUUCAAAAUGAGCUAUGACGUGGCUGGAAAAAAAUCUGAAAUCCCAAAUUUUUCAACAAAAAAAAAUCGUAAAAAAUGCGAAAUUUUGAGCCAGAUGAAUAUUUAAUGAAAUUAUUUUUUUUUGCAAAAAAAAUUGAGCAUAUUUUUGGCAAUGCUCCAGAUUUUUAGCCAAAUUUUGCUGAAAAUUAAGAUUUUUGCCACAUCAUAGCUCAUUUUCAGCCAAAAAUUCUCAAAAUUUCAAAUUUCCAGCACCAAAACUCAAAAAUUCAGUCAUUUCUUAGGGAUUUUGCUGAAAAUUUGGUUUUUUGCCACGUCCUAGCUCAUUUUCAGCCAAAAAUUCUUAAAAUUUCGAUUUUCUAGCAUCAAAACUCACAAAAAAAUCACCUUUUGGUCAUUUUUCUCCACACAUUUUCCAUGUUUGGAAGAGGAAUUGAAUUUCUAAACAACCUGGGAAAAAGUAAUUCGCAAAAAAAAUUUAAAUUGAAAAAAAAAUGAUGUGGGAAAUUUAGAUGAGAUUUUUUGAAACAGUGAAAAAUUUGGAACUUUUUUGCAGGGAACCAAAGAAGUGACACAAAAACAAAUCAAAGAUGUUCUGGCGUCGGGAAUUGUGAGACCUGGAGCACCUGGAAUUGGAGCAGCACCUGGAGCACCAAUUGGUGAGGGUUUUGGGGGGAAAUUUGAGAUUUUUGAAGAAAUUUGGAGCAUUUUGAUAUAAAACACACGAUUUUUGAGCAAUUUUGGAGCAUUUUGAUAUAAAAUUUGAAAAAAUUGAAGAAUUUUGAAGAGUUUUGAUAUAAAGUUUGAAAAAAUUGAAGGAAAAUGAGGUUUUGCACUUAUUUUUGAGGAAUUUCGGGUAAAUUCUGAUGAAAAUCUUGUAUUUUCAGCAAUUUUUGAUCAGAAAAGCUGAAAUUCUUGAAAUUUUCAAAAUUUUAAACCAGAUCUGGAAAUUUAUAGAAAAUCUGGCCUUUCAGAGGUUUUUCAGACAAUUUUCAGAAUUUUUGUGAUUUUCUGAAACUUUUUCUCGAAAAUCUUAUGAAUUCUGGAUUUUCAGGUUUUUCUGGAGAAUUUUUCUGAGAAAAUUUUCAAUCCAAAAAAUUCUGGAAAAUUUUGAAAAAAAAACUGAAUUUCUAGGUGAUUUUCAGCCAAAAAUUCUGAAAAUAGCAGAGAAUUUUGAAUUUUUCUAGAAAAAUCCACAUUUUCCCCAUUUUCUAACCUGAUUUUCAACCAGAAAUUUUGAAUUUCAGCCAUUUCUUAUCUGAAAAUUCAUUCCCAAAAAAUUGCUAUGAAAUUUUUGGCUAGAAAAUUCUGGAAUUUUCUCAAUUCCUUCAUUGAAAACUAGAAAUUCGGCUAUUUUCUGCAUAUUUUCAGAAAUCUGAAUUUUAAGCUGAAAAAUGGGCUGAAGAUACAGAUUUCCAGAGAGAAUCUGAAAUUUUAAUUAAUUUUUCAGUCAAAGUUUUUUUUCUGAAAAAGUUCCGGGAGCAAAAUUCAAAUUUUAUUUUUUCAAAAGCCUAAGCCUAAUCUUCGAAAAAUCCAAAAUUCCAAUGAACUUCCGAAAAUAAACUAUACAAAAAAUUCACAAAUCCCAAGAAAAUGACGUGUUUUUGAAAAAUAAAGGCACUGAAAAACGUAUAAAUUUAGAAUGAUGUUAUGUUUUUUGCAGGCGGAAUCCCACCACAACAACAACAAAGGCCAUUGGGACCUGGCCCGGCUGGGCCUGGUCCAAUGGGACCAGGCGGGCCUGGACUACAAGGACCACAUCAACAUGCGCCGCAGAAUAAGUUUUUGCAGGUAAGAAUGGGCUGGAAUUGGGAUUUUCAGCGAUAAUUGUCUGAAAAUGAGGGUUUCUGACCGAAUUUUGGCCCAAAAAUCGAUAAUUUUGACCAUGAAAUUUGAAAUUUCAAGCUGAAACUAGAGUCUAGUUUAAUAUGAAUUUUUUCCAAACGUAAUUCUGUCUUUUGAAAAUUGUAAUCCGGAUCAUUUUGCACACAACAUUUUUUUUUUGCUUUUGAGAUCACGAAUUUUCGUUCUUUGGAAUGGAUUAGUCAUUUUGUUCAGACCAAAAAUACUGAAAAUUUUGGAUUACUGUAGUUUUUUUGGUGCUGAAAUUGAAGAGAAUUUGAAAAAUUGGGGGUACUGUAGGUUUUUUGGCGGGUAAAAUUUAGCUACAGUAAGAUUUUCUAGGGUGAAAGUUUGGGUACUGUGGGAUUUUCAAAUGGGCCUAUGCAGAAUAAUAUUUUGUAAUAAAAAAACAUAAAAAAAACAUUUUUUUCCUAUGCAGAAAAAACGUCGAAAAAACAAAAUAAAGACAACGUGAAAUUGAGAGAGCGCAGACAUAAAAUGGGUUUUUUUGUCUGCACUCUCUUAAUUUCACGUUGUCUCUACUCAAAAUAAUAAACUGUAUAUUUUGUUUUUUCGACGUUUUUCUGCAUAGGAAAAAAUGUUUUUUUAUUACAAAAUAUUAUUCUGCAUAGGCCCAAAAGAUUUUAGAGUUAGAAAAAACACUGAAGGGUUUUUAGGUCCAAAAUUUGAUCUACAGUAAUUUUAGAGUACUGUAGCUGUUUUAUUUCAACUUAUAGUUUUUUUGUGCUAAGAUUAGAGUACUGUAGGAUUUUUUGAUCUACAGUAAGUAAUUUUAUGUUGUAAUUAGAGUACUGUAGGCGCAAAAAUUAAAAGAUCUACAGUAAGAUUUGUGGCAACAAAAUAAGAGUACUGUAGGAUUUUUAUCAAGCUACAGUACAAUUAGGAUACUGUAGAAUUUUAAGCGCCAAAAAUUUAUCUACAGCACCAUUUUUCAGCACUGAAAUUUGAGCUACAGUAAGCAUUUUGGCAUCAAAAUAAGAGUACUGUAGGAUUUUUAGGCUUUCAAAAUUUAUUGAGCUACAGUACCCUCUUUACACAUUUUCAGCCCAGUUUUUUCUCCUCUGAAAAUUUUUUUUUUGCUUUUUCCAUAGAUCACACUAAGCCACACUAAAAAGUGCUUCUGCAAAAAUUUUCUUAGAACCGGGAAGUUUAUUUUAUUUUUUUCGCCUUCUAAAGGAUUAAAAUCUGGGAUUUCUGGAAGAUUAGCAAAGUCUACAGUAACCCCGAGAUCAAACUACUGUGUAGUUUAGUUACGGUUGAAAAAUCCCCUCAUUAAAUACAGUAAUCCAAACUACAGCUACAGUAACCCCAAUUUUGCAGCCAAUCAGUGAAUGCGAUGAAAGUAUCAAUGAUUUGAUCGAUCAAAUUACGGUGGAUCGCUGGCCGGUUCCACAAGGACAUCGACCAUUGAGAGCAACUGGAGCUGCUCUCGCAGUUGCUGUAACUCUUAUUGAGGUGAGAGAUUUUUUGGGCGGAAAUUUGGGAAAAAAUGAGCCAGAAGUGUGAAAAUUGGUCAAAAAUGAGCCAUUUUGGCUCUGAAAAUCCACCGGAAACUCAUUAUAUCUACCACCUUUUUUUAGUAAAAAACAAACCAAUUUUUUCACAAAAAAAUGUGGCUCCGGAAAUUUGAGCUGAUGUUUUGUACCCCAAUUUUUAUAGAAAAAUUGGCAUUAAAUUUGGAAAUCCAAAAGCUAAGUAAUCCUUUUAUUAUCGAUUUCUUAAAAUAACCGGAUAAAUAUAUGAAAAUUUUGAAACAGUUAAUUUUUGUAGAUUUUUUUUGGUAAUUUUUAAAGAAUUAAUAAAAAAAUAUAUUUAAAAGUUUCUUUAUUGAAUUUUUGAAACAGUGAAAUUUUUUUGAUGGUAAAAAGCGUUUUUCUUAAAUUAUCAAAAUUGUGAAAAGUUUUUUUGAAUUGUAAAAAUUUAGGAAAAAAAAAUAUUUUUAUAAUUUUACCGAAAAUAUAACAAUGAAAUAAUAAGGAAAUAACUCAUCAAAAAUUAUAUGAAAAAUUUGAAACAGUGAAUUUUUGUAUAAAUUUUUGUUGGCGAAUUGAUUAUUCUGGAAUUGUAAAACAGAAUCACGAAAUGUUCUUUAAACAAUUUUGAAACAGUGAAAUUUUUUUGGAAUUAUUUCGGAUUUCUGGGAUUUUCCGGAUGUUUUCAGACGGAAAUUGAUAGUUUUUAAGAAAAAAUCUACAAAUCACGUUUUUAAAAUCACCAAAAAAUUUAGAAAUAUUUUGAAACAGUGAAUUUUUGUCAAAAAAUUUUUCAGCAAAAAAAAUGUGCAUAACUACGAAAAAAAGUUUUUUCCGGAUUAUUAGAACCCAAAAAUUACCAAAAAAAUAUAGAAAUGCUUUGAAACAGUGAUUUUUUUCCAAUUUUUUUUCGCGAUUUUUUUAUAUUAUUAUUAGAACCCAAAAAUUACCAAAAAAUUUAGUAAUAAUUUGAAACAGUGAAUUUUUUACCCCGAAUUUUUUUGGAAUUGAAAAUAAUGCCUAAAAAUUUGGAAAAAACUGGAAAAUUUUUGCUGAAAUUUGGAAAAUAUGAUUUGAAAAAGUAAUCUCCAGAAAAUUCCCCCAACCCCAUUUUUUUUGCAGUCCUGCUUCCCGAAUACUGGCGCCCGAAUCAUGUCAUUCAUCGGCGGAGCCUGUACCCAUGGCCCUGGAGCCGUUGUCGGAGAAGAGCUCAAAAAUCCCAUCAGAUCAUGGAAUUCGAUCAAAGAAGACAAUGUGCCAUUCAUGAAAAAAGCCACAAAAUUCUAUGAUUCUUUGGCUGCACGAGUUGUCAAAAAUGGCCAUGCCGUCGAUGUUUAUUCGUGUGCUUUGGAUCAAACUGGUCUGCUAGAAAUGAAGAAUUUAUUCAAUUCCAGUGGUGGACAUGUUGUAAUGGGAGAUUCGUUCAAUUCGUCACUUUUCAAACAAACUUAUCAACGAUCUUUUGAAAAGGAUGGACAUGGAGCGCUGAAGAUGGGAUUCAAUGCGACGAUGGAGGUGAAAGUUGGAGCUGGAUUGAAGAUUGAAGGAGUGUUGGGAUGUUGUGCGAGUGGAAAUGUGAAGAAUGCGAAUGUGUCGGAUCAGGAGAUGGGAAUUGGAGGCACUUGUCAAUGGAAGUUUGGAGCGAUUUCGCCGAGGACCACGAUUGGAGUGGUUUUUGAGAUUGCUGCACAACAUGGAACUGCUGUGCCACAAGGGGGAAGAGGUUGGUGAAUUUGGGGAAUUUGAGAGGGCCUCUUGAAGCCUUUUAGAGCCCUUAAGGCCUUUUUAAGGUUCUUUAUAGUAUUUGGACUCUUUGAGAGCCUUUCUGAGCACUUCUGGGCUCUGAAAAUCAGGUUUUUGAGGAUCUGAAGGGUUUCAUGGCUUCAAAAGGCUCUAAAUUAGAUUUAGAGCUGUCUGGGGCCUUUUCAGAGCACAUCUGGGCUCUGAAAAUCAAGUUUUUAAGGCUUUAAGGUUUUUAUGGCUUCAAAAUGCUCUACACCGGUUUAAGAGCCUCCUAGGACCUUUUAGAGCUCUGAAAAUCAGAAUUUUGAGGCUUUAAGAGCUCUAGAAGGCUCUUAGAAGCUCUUAAAGGUUGCUAGAGGCCUUUGGGCUUAAAGGCUGUAUUUUUUUUCAAUCUGAAAAUUUAGAAGUUUCAUCUUGAACAACAGAAAAUUUCUUUAAAAAUUUACUGUUUCAAAGUUUUUCUAAAAAAUUUUGAAUAAUUUGAAAAAAUAUUCACUAAUUUCAACUACGGGCUCUGAAAAGCAGGUUUCAAACGCUCUGAGAGCUCUAGAAGGCUUUCAGAGGCCUUUGAGCUUGAAGGCUGUAAUUUUUUUCAAUCUGAAAAUUUAGAAGUUUCCCCUUGAACAUUGCUUUAAAAAUUUACUGUUUCAGAGUUUUUCUAAAAAAAUUUGAAUAAUUUGAAAAAAUGUUGUCGCAAGAAUUUACAUUCAAAAAAAAUACUGUUUCAAAGUUUUUCUAAAUAUUUGGAAUUAAUUUUUGAAAAUGUUUCUUGUUGGCGGGGCGUUGAUUACCAAAUUUCAGAAAAUGUACUGUUUCAAAAAUUUUUGAUUUUAAAAUUACAUUUUCAAAAAUAAUUGACAACGUCCUAAAUUUUGUAUUACAACAAUUCAAAUUUCCAGGUCUCGUUCAAUUUGUCACACAAUAUCAACACGCGGAUGGUCGGAAAAGAAUUCGAGUUACAACAACUUGUAGAAGUUGGGCCGAUAUGACGACACAACAACCCAACAUUGCCUACGGUUUCGAUCAAGAAGCCGCGGCCGUCGCCAUCGCAAGACUCGCCUCGUUCCGCGCGGCAAACGAAAAUGACACGCCGGAAGCGUUGCGUUGGCUCGACCGCACGCUCAUUCGAUUGUGCCAAAAGUUUGGCGAAUAUGUGAAGGAUGAUGCGAAUAGUUUUAGAUUGAGCGAGAAAUUCUCGCUCUUCCCCCAAUUUAUGUUCCAUUUGAGAAGGUCGCAGUUUUUGCAGGUAUGGGAAUUUUGAACUGGGAAUCGUAUUUUUUUGGAGCAGAAACCCAAAAGAUUACCUGAAAAUUCUACAUUUUUUGAUCUAGAAAAUUCAAACAGUGAAAUUUUGUAGAAAAAUUCUGAAUUUUUUGAGGAAAAUGUACUGUUUUUCAUCGUUUUUAGCCUGAAAAUUGGCUGAAAUUUUCCAAUUUUUUUUUCAAAUUUAUAUAGAUCAAGAAAUAACUGAAAAUUCUGAAUAUUUUACUAUAAAAUAUUUGAAACAGUGAAAUUUUUCAAAAUAAAAACUCAUUACGCCCAUAAAAUUAUUACCUCAAAAUUCUAAAUUUUUUGAUCUAGACAAUUUCAAACAGUGAAAUUUUGUAGAAAAAAAAAUCUGUAAUUUUUGAGCUUAAAAUAUACUAUUUUUCUAAAUUUUCAGUCAUAAAAUUACCUGAAAUUCUGUUGAACUUUUCACUAAAAAAGUAUGAUUUUUACGAAGAAUGAAGCUUCUGUAGAUUACCUGAAAAUUCUGAAUUUUUUGCUAUAGAACAUUUGAAACAGUGAUAUUUUUUGUUGGAAAAAUUCUGUAAUUUUUCAGCUGAUUUCACUAUUUUUCAUUAUUUUCCAUCAAAAAAUUGAAAAUAGCAUUACCUGAAAUUUCUGAAUGUUUUCGUAUAAAAUAUUUGAAACAGUGAAAUUUUUUAGCAAAAAAAAACUUUGAAUUUUUUUUUAGCUAAAAUGCACUAUUUUUCAUUGUUUUCAGGCUGAAAUUUUCCAAAUUUUUUUCCAAAUUUUUUUCAUCUCAUCCAAUACCUGAAAAUUUUGAAUUUUUUAAUUUAAAAUAUUUGAAACAGUGAACUUUUUUAAAAUAAAAACUCAUAACGCCCAGAAAAUUAUUACCUCAAAAUUCUGAAUUUUUUGAUCUAGAAAAUUUGAAACAGUGAAAUUUUGUAGAAAAAAUUAUGAAUUUUUUGAACUAAAAUCCACUGCUUUUCAUUGUUUUCAAGCUGAAAAUUGGCUGAACUUUUGCAAAAAAAAUUUUGAACUUUAAUAUCACAUCGAAUACCUGAAAAUUCUGCAUUUUUGAUCAGGAAAAUUUGUAACAGUGAAAUUUUUCACCAAAAAAAAACAUUUUUUUUCAAAGUUUUCUACUACAAACUUUAUUUUUCCUCCCAAUAUUCCCCAUUUUUUUGCAGGUUUUCAACAAUUCUCCUGAUGAAACUGCAUAUUAUCGACACAUUUUGUUCUCCGAAAAUGUAUUGGAAUCUACAACAAUGAUUCAACCGGUUUUGUUUAGUUAUUCUUUCAAGUGAGUUUUUCUGGGAUGGUUUUGGUUUUCAGAUAGUUUUGGCUGAAAAUUGGGGAUUUUUUGAGAUAAAACAUGUAUAGAAAAAUUCACUGUUUCAAAGUUUUCAUAUAAUUUUUGGAAUUAUUUUUGGAGAAUGUUCUUCGUAUAUUUUUAUGGAAUUAUAUAUAAAAUUGCUACAAAUCUGGAAUUUUGAGCAGAAAAAUUAUGAAAAAUAGUUCAGAAAAAUUCACUGUUUCAAAAUUUUCAUAUAAUUUUUAGAUUGUUUUUUGUAAUGUUUAUUUUUCCAUUAUCAAGGUUUUUCUAUAAUUUUACAGGGUGACCCAUAAUUAUUGUCGCCACUUUGAACCUCUGUAGGUAGAACAAGAUUUCGAAUUUUAACAAUGUUAAGGUCGGAAAUUUUAGAAAACAUGAUUACUGACAGAUUUUCAAAACUAUACCGACCACACAAUUUUUUUCCCACCCACCACCUUCACCAACCCCAAAAACUAUGAAUUUUGCGAUUUUAAGCCUCUUUUUUCUCUUUCCAAGUUCCAGAAAUGUAUCAGACUGAACAUAUGUAUUUGGAAAUUAUGUUUUAAUACAUUUUUUGAUGUCCUGAACAAGAUAUAAUAGCAUAUCUUGCAAGAGUUUACCGCUUCUCACUUGUUUCAGGGCUCCAAAGUCAAGCGUCUUUUCCGAAAUUUCAAAAAAAAAUCGAGAAAAAUCAAGAAAAACAGCAAAAUCCAUUCUGAGAUCGAGUAUGAAAUUUUGUGUGGAACUUUUUGUGAACAUGCCUAUUCUAUGCUCUAAAACAAAGUAUUUUGGGAUCUGAAACCUAGCUCGAAUCUGACUUGGAGUUAGCAAAACUCCCAAAACCAUGAAUUUUGAGCGCUUUCUACAAUGAAGGUCCCUAUUUUUUUCUGAUAAUUUCCAGCUUUGGUGUUGUGCAAAAACCCAUUUCAGGGACCGAAUUUAGGAUAUAAACACUUUUGGGCUUAGUCAGUAUUCACCAUUCUCAUAAAAUUUACACCUAAAGUCCCAAAAACUAAUUUUUUCUGAAAAAUUAUUUUUGGAAAUCUAUCUCUACUUUACCGCUGCUACUAUAAUCCAGCAGAGGUAAUAUGAUCAAAAUAGAGUACAAAUGUUUCAUUAUAUAACCUUUAAGAUUAAAUUUAUCAAAAUCAAACUUUAUCUAAUUUCGUUUUGAAAAUGUAGAACUCAGGUGAACGAGUUCCACUCACGCGACAAUAAUUAUGGGUCACCCUGUAAAAUCAUUUUUUACAAACCAUAUUGAUUGUCGAUACUUUCCAAAAUUCUAGAAAUUUUCAAACUUUAUUUUAGAAAUUUCAAUCAUUUCUGAGGAAAAUCAAUAAUUUGCGGAGAAUCUCAUAAAUUUUUGAAAUAAAAUGUUUUCAUAAAAAAAUGUUGCUGUUUCAAAGUUUUCCUAAAAUUUUUGAAAAUGUUAUAUUCGCUGGUUAAAGUUUAUCAUUAUAAAUUCUGAAAUUUUGACUGUUUUUUCUAGAAAAACUGAAGUUUCUGAGGAAUUUUCAGCCAAAAAAUUGAGAAAACUCAAAAUUUUGAUUCUGAAAAAAAAAUUCACUGUUUCAAAAUUUUCCUAAAAUUUUUUGAAUUGUGUUUUGGAAAUGUUUAUGUUUUCAUUAAAACUAUAAAAUUUUCGGUCUAAAAAAUGAAUAAUUUCAGAUGUAAUUUUGACUGAAAAUUUCAGAAUCUCGAAGAAUUUUCGGAUUUUGGCAGAAAAAUUAUGAAUUUUAGAGAAUAAAAAAGUUGAGAAAAAUUUGCUGUUUCAAAGUUUUCCUAUAAUUUUUGAAAUUUUUUUUGAAAAGUUUUAUUUGUUGAUUCAGUAUUAAUUUCGAUUUUUUGGGCACUUUUUCUAGAAAACCUGAAUUUUUUGACAAGGAACUUUCAACCAGCCAAAAAAUUGAGAAAUUGAGCAAUUUCGAUUCUGAAAAAUCACUGUUUCAAAAUUUUCAUAUAAUUUUUGGAUUGCUUUUUGAAAAUGUUUAUUUUUUCAUUAUAUAAGUAUAUCAAAUUCUGAAAUUUUCGAUUUAAGAAUAAAUAAUUUCAGAUGUAUUUUUUUAGCUGAAAAUUUCAGAAUCUCGGGGAAAUUUGGAAUUUUGAAGAAUAAAAAAGUUCAGAAAAAUUCACUGUUUCAAAGUUUUUCUAUAAUUUUUUGAAUUGGUUUUGGAAAUGUUAUAUUUUCUGAUGUUUUUUUAUCAUUAUAAAUUCUGAAAUUUCGAGUGCUUUUUCUAGAAAACCUGAAUUUUUUGAGUAACUUUCAGCCAAAAAAAAAUGAGAAAAUUCGGAAUUUUUGUUCUGAAAAAAUUUACUGUUUUAAAAUUUUUCUAUAAUUUUUGAAGUGUGUUUCGGAAAAUUUUGAUAUCGUAGUUCUACCGAAAAAAACGAAACUAUCGAAAUUUCACAAAAAAAAUGUACUGUUUCAAAGUUUUCUUAUAUUUUUCAAGGAAUUAUUUGAAAAUAUUAACUUCUUAAUGUUCGUUUCAAAAAUCAUCAGAAAUUUACUAUUUCAAAAAUUUGUGAAACAUUUUGGAUUUAUGUUCAGAAUUGAUACACGCGUUUUGAAACAUUCAAGCAAAAUUCUGAGAAAUUCAUCUGAAACUCUUAAAAAUCCCGAAUUUUUCACAAAAAUCCCUCUAUUUUUAGCAGCGGUCCAGAGCCAGUAAAAUCGCAAUUCUUGAAUUUUCAGAGUUGCUCAUAAUUUCACUGUUUCAAAACUUGCACAUACGAUUUUGAAAAUCCGAAUUCUAAUUCCAAUUUUAAUUGCUAAUCGAAUAUAAUUUCAGAUAUAUUUUUAGCUGAAAAUUUCAUAUUUUCUGAGAAAUUUGGAAUUUUGAGCAGAAAAAAUUAUGAAUUUUGGAGAAAAAUAGUUCAGAAAAAUUUGCUGUUUCAAAAUUAUUCUAUAAUUUUAAAGUCAUUUUUUCCUAACGAUGUUAAUUGUUGAUGGCACUUUAUAAAAUUCUAGAAAUGUUCAAACUUUAUUUCAGAAAUUCUGGUAUUUUCUGAGGAAAAUCAAUAAUUCGCGGAGAAUCUCAUAAAUUUUUGAAAUAAAAUAUUUUCAUAAAAAAAGGUUGCUGUUUCAAAGUUUUUCUAAAAUUUUUGAAUAGUUUUUGAAAAUGUUAUAUUUUCUGAUGUUUUUUUUAUCAUUAUAAAUUCUGAAAUUUCGAGUGCUUUUUCUAGAAAACCUGAAUUUUCUGAGUAACUUUCAGCAAAAAAAAAAUGAGAAAAUUCGAAAUUUUAGUUCUGAAAAAACUACCGUUUCAAAGUUUUUCUAAAAUUUUUGGAUUAUUUUUGGAAAUGCUUGGUGUCCUAUUUCUACCGAAAAUAACGAAAAAAUGUACUGUUUCAAAGUUUUCUUAUAUUUUUCGAGGAAUUAUUUGAAUAUAUUAACUUCUUAAUGUUCGUUUCAAAAAUCAUCAGAAAUUUACUAUUUCAAAAAUUUGUGAAACAUUUUGGAUUUAUGUUCAGAAUUGAUACACGCGUUUUGAAACAUUCAAGCAAAAUUUUGAAAAAUUCAUCUGAAACCCUUAAAAAUCACGAAUUUUUCAUAAAAAUCGCAAUUCUUGAAUUUUCAGAGUUGCUCAUAAUUUCACUGUUUCAAAACUUGCACAUACGAUUUUGAAAAUCCGAAUUCUAAUUCCAAUUUUAAUUGCUAAUCGAAUAUAAUUUCAGAUGUAUUUUUAGCUGAAAAUUUCAGAAUCUCGGGAAAUUUGGAAUUUUGAUCAGAAAAAUUAUGAAUUUUGAAGAAUAAAAAAGUUCAGAAAAAUUGCUGUUUCAAAGUUUUUCUAUAAUUUUUUGAAUUGGUUUUGGAAAUGUUAAACUUGCUGAUUUAGUACAAAUUUCGAUAUUUCGGCAUCUUUUUCUAGGAAACCUGAAUUUUCUGAGAAACUUUCAUCCAAAAAAAUUGAGAAAGUUCGAAAUUUUGGUUCUGAAAAAAAAUUCACUGUUUCAAAAUUUUCGUAAAAUUUUUGAAAUGUGUUUUGGACAAUAAAAUAACGAUCGAAAUUUCACAAAAAAAUCUACUGUUUCAAAGUUUUCUUAUAAUUUUCGAGGAAUUAUUUGAAAAUAUUGAUGUCUCUUUUUCAUCCCAAAAAUCAGCAAAAUUUUACUGUUUCAAAAAUUCAUGAUAAUUCAAAUUCUGAGAAAUUCAUCUGAAACCCCUUAAAAUUCCCUCUAUUUUUUUCAGUGGUCCACCAGAGCCAGUAUUACUGGACACCUCCUCAAUUUUACCCGAUCGAAUUCUAUUAAUGGACGACUAUUUCCACGUGUUGAUUUUCCACGGUCAAACAAUUGCGCAAUGGAAAAAGGCGAAUUAUCAAGAUGAUCCACAAUAUGCGACAUUCAAGCAAUUAUUGGAAGCACCUGUUGCUGAUGCAACUUCAAUUUUACAAGAACGAUUCCCAAUGCCAAGAUAUAUUGUUACUGAACAUGAAGGAUCACAGGUCAGGUUUUGAGGGGGGAGAAUUUUGAUAUAAAGUAUGUGCAAAUUGGUGGAAAAUGAGGUUUUUUGAUGUAAAAUUCAUGAAAUUUGAAGAUUUUUGAGUUUUCUCGGCUCUCUGUGAGGUAAUGAGUAUCAAAUUAUUAAUUUUUGACAUUUUUUAUUUGAAAAUUUUGAAACAGUGAGUUGUUUUUCGGUUGUAAUAGCAGAAAAAUCUGGAUUUAUCAAUGAAAAAUAGAUGAAACAGUGAAUUUUUCUGAAAAUUGAUUUUUUUCACAAACAUAAGGCAAACAACUGUUCAUCAAAUAUUAAAUUUGGAAUAUUUUAAUAUUGAUUUUUUAAAACAGUGGAUUUUUUUCUCUCAAAAAAUCUAUGAUUUUCCGCUUUGUACACCUCUCAGCAAAGUGAAAAUCUGAAUUUUUAAAUGUCAUAAUUUUGAAACAGUGAAAUAUUUUUUUUCUAAUGGGGCUAUUCAGCGAAAAAAAAAUGUUUUCUCAACGGGAGAAAAGCGAAGAAAACCUAUUCAAGUCGGUUGAGAAAACAUAAAAAACAAACACUUGAAACACACAAAUUGCGACGAGACCCAACGAAAAACAACAUGUUCCUUUGACCUUUUGCAUUACUGUAAAUUGGUCCCGUUGCGAUUUUCUACAGUAACUUAAAGGAACAUGUUGUUUUUCGUUGGGUCUCGUCGCAAUUUGUGUGUUUCAAGUGUUUGUUUUUUUAUGUUUUCUCAACCGACUUGAAUAGGUUUUCUUCGCUUUUCUCCCGUUGAGAAAACAUUUUUUUUUUCGCUUAAUAGCCCCAUAAAAUUAUCAAAAUUUAUGAAUCAUGAAAAUCAAAGUUCUACAGAAAUCAAACACCGGAGCAUCCUAAAUUUUCUGAACUUUUUUAUGUUAAAUAUUUGAAACAGUGAAUUUUUGACAUUAUUUUUUUUUCAAUGUUUCACAAAAAAAAUUAUUUGAGAAUCAUUUUUUCACGGAACAUUUGAAGAUUUCAUAGUAAUUUUGAAACAGUUAGAUUUUCUUCAAAAAAAUAUGAUUUUUUUUUUUUUGAAAAUUUGGUCUGACAAAUUUCACCAUUUCAAAAAUUCUAUUAAUUCAACAACUUUAAUCAGUUUCAAACAAGUUAUUUUCAGACAAUAAAAUUCACUGUUUCAAAAUUUCCAUAAUUUUUUGAAAGCUAGAGAAAUUUUGAUCACAUCAUUUUUUGUGAACGAAUGAAUUUUGAAUCACAAGAAAAUUUCACUGUUUCAAAAAUUCUACAUAAUUUUUUCUGGGAAAUCAAAAUGACAUAGAUGAUGACUAAUUCAGAAAAGCAAAUUUUCAUUUAAAAUAAUUUUGAAACAGUAAAUUUUAAUCAAAAUUCUGAAUGAAAAUGUAUCUUUUCAAUUUUAUUUUUCAUGAAAAAUUCAAAUUUCAAAUAUUUUCAGUCGACGUGAAAUUUUUGAAACAGUAAAUUUUUGGAAUUUUUUUUUUCUGAUUGAUUGAGAAAAUUUCACUGUUUCACAAUUUUUAUAUGAGAAUUUUGGUUAUUUUUAGAUUGAUCUUAGUUUCUUAUUUGCCAACCAAAAAUUGAAAAAUAUAAAUGAAAUUCUAAAAAUCUCACUGUUUCAAUAAUUUUACAAAAUUUUAAUGGGUUUUUAAAUCUUCAGUGAAAUCGGAUUCCUCGUUUUAUCAAAAUUGUUUCUCAAAAAUUCACUGUUUCAAAACUUGCACAUACUUUUUUUGAAAAUCCGAAUUCAAUAAGUCUUACAUUUUGAACAAUAAAAAUUAUUUUUUCACUGUUUCGGAAUUUUUUAAAUUCCUUGAACAUGUUAAAAUUUUUGUUGAGUAGAUAAUGAUAAUUGGACAAAAUUGUGAAUAAGUGAAUUUUAAAUCACAGGAAAAUUUCACCGUUUUUAGAAUUUCUAUAUAAAUUUCGUAAACUAACAAAACUAAUUCAGAAAAGCAAAUCUUCAUUCAAAAUAAUUUUGAAACAGUAAAUUUUAAUCAAAUUUGUCUUUCCAGGCUCGUUUCCUGUUAUCCAAAGUCAAUCCAUCAUUAACCCACAACAAUCCAUAUGCAAAUGAAGGCGGAGCUGCUGUUUUCACUGACGAUGUUUCACUUCAAGUAUUUAUGGAGCAUUUGAAGAAGCUCUCUUCAAGUUCAUCCACCUAA